Messenger RNA from Mercenaria mercenaria, 5301 nucleotides. RefSeq names its product VWFA and cache domain-containing protein CG16868-like. The transcript has 27 exons. The record is from RefSeq and is a predicted model, not a curated record. Bases 393 to 4346 code for a protein of 1317 amino acids. Gene Ontology annotation, molecular function: voltage-gated calcium channel activity. Gene Ontology annotation, cellular component: voltage-gated calcium channel complex. NCBI's taxonomy places the organism in Eukaryota, Metazoa, Mollusca, Bivalvia, Venerida, Veneridae.
UACUGAUUGUAAGGAAUAACUGAAUCACUAGUAUCCGGUUAUCAAAAUUUCACCUGAAAAUCAGAAAUUGAAAUGUAUAUGGAAAGACACAAGCUUUGAUGUUUAGAACUGAAUAACUACAUAAGUCCCAGUAAUACUCUGUAUUUAUUUAAGGAUUGAUAGAUAAAAUUAUUUUAAGAAAUCAUUGACUUGUUCCCAGUGCUAGGAUUUUUCUUUCAGUGUCAACAGUGAGCAAAAUUAUCAGAAAAGCAAAACAUUGUGAUGAAUAAAAAAUGAAUUAUGUUUAUUACAUGAAAAGAGGGACUAAAUAAAAUAAAAUGAUAAUGUGCUUGGAAGUUGUUAUAGAUAAAUAGAGGAUUUAGUGCCAUUUCCAAAAAUUAGCUCUUAUCAUAAUGGGAAAUAAUUCAAUCAAGAACUUUUUAUUUAUGAAGUGUUUGGGAAUUUUGGUGCUUUUACUAAAUGUGUGUUCAGUCUCACUGGAGAAGUUUGAUGAAUCUCAGAUGAAGCAGAUAGCGGCCACAUUUAAACAGGAGUUAGAUUCUCAUAUUGAUAAAGUUCUUGCUUACGGACAAAUUGAACAAAAGCUUCAAGAGUUUGAAACCCAUCUUGUUCAUGGUCCAAUAAAUGGUGAGGAUAUUUUUAAUGAAAUCUUUCAGAAUGUGAGUUUGAGAUAUAAUGACGUGGUUUUAGCUGCAAAUCGAUUAAAACAAGUGCUUGAAAAAGAUGUUGGCUUGUUGGAUAAUGUGGAUAGUACUGGAGCUCCGCCACCUGGCGGAGGGCCUCCACCAGUGCCACUAACAAAGUGUUGUUGUGAAUCAAGCCCAGGAGUUUUUGAUGCAAGGUUACAUGAUAGAGUGCAAGCUAAAGAAUGUUAUGGGAGUCAGGAUGCUUUACUCGAGUCGCUGGGUAAAACUGGAUUUGUUGAUAAACUCAAGGAGAACUAUAAGGGGUUGCGAGGUGUGACGUGGCAGUAUUUUGCAGACUCUGCUGGACAUUAUGUCCAGUACCCCACCAGUAACAGGGCUUGUGAUAGAAGUGCUCCGCCCUUGCUUGGCUCCUGCAGUAAACUUGACAGCCCUCUUACCAAGGAAUGGUUUGUUGAGAAAUUGCGCAUGGAACAUAAAAACUUAGUUAUUUUAAUGGAUAACAGUAUGAAGCGGGACCCUUCCGUACCACCAGUGGCUGAGAGUGUGAUAGUUGAAGCUGUUGUCAAGAUACUGGAUACACUGACUCCUAGUGAUAAGGUAAAUGUGGUAGCAUUCCCAUCGAGCACAUCAGAAACUGUGGAGGUACCAACCAGAUGUAGUAGGGCACUGUUUGUUGCCUCACAGGCAAAUCUCAAUAACCUUAAAGUAUAUACAAAACAGUUAACACCAGGGACAGGUGAGCCAAAUUUAAUGGGAGGGCUUAAAAAAGUUUACAGCCUUCUUGAAGCAGAAAAAAAUGAAAAUCCGGAUAAUUUCAAGACAAGAACAAAUCUAGUAUUGAUUUUGCUACAUGGUCAAAGCAAACCCUUUCCCCAGGAGGAAACACCUGUACUGGAGAUGAUAGCUCAACAUCAACUCAAGCAGGAUAACAGAGCUCAACAUUUUAUUUACACCCUUGGCAAGCCUGCGGACAGUGAGACAUUGGACAGGCUUGCUCAAGUAGCUGACCAGAAUAACCUGAAACUGGAGAAAUCAAGUGGUGUCAAAGUACAAGCCUGGCCUCAGAUUCCAGGGCUAGUGACAAACCAGUCUGUUGGACCAGAGGGAGUUCUUGUUUCUGUCGACAAUGGGGCAGAUUUUGUAUCUGCUGUAGGAGAGUAUUUUCAGAGGUUGCCAUCCCAGGUAGACAAGGAAUUGACAACCUUAGUGCCCAUUUUGGAUGAUAAGUAUGGUCUUGGUUUGACAGUGGCUGUACCAGUUUACAAUGGGACCCAGCCAAUUGGAGUAGUAGCAGCCGAUGGUUCCCUAGCAACUAUUUUCUCAGAAAUAGUUAAUUUUAAAACAGGAAUCAACAGUUACAUGUACAUGGUGGACAGUACGCAUGGACAUGUUCUGCUUCAUCCCAAACUGCGAGAUCCAGCGGAAACCAGAUAUAAAGAUACAAUAUUUCCUAGAUUGGAUCUUCUAGAGCCUGACCUAUCAGUGGAACAGAGAAAUAAAAUACUUACAGCUAGCACAAGCAAUGUUGUGAGCUUUUCAGUACAGGUGACAGAUAUCCAGCCAGAAAUUGAUGGUGAGCUGGUACCAAACAGAUUGUCUAGUUUGAGCCAGGCCACUGUGUAUUGUCAACAGAUUAGUGGAACCAGACUGGUUAUUGCACUUGUGCACUAUGAAAGUGAUGAUGAGGAACCAAAAUUUCACAAACUUAAUCAGCUUUCUCUACAUGGUAUUUACCAUCGCUUGGACAAAUUGUUUGGUGCCCCUGAUUUUCCAGGAAAGGACUCCAUUUGUCACCUGCAUAAUGGGCAUUUCUUAUCAUUUAAACAGUCUGUUAUAAAGUUUGCACCGAGUCUGUUCAGUGAACCAGAGCUGUACAAAUACUCAGAUGAGACCCUGAAUGCAGUGGUGAAACUUAACAGGUUUCUUACAGAUGGCAAUUACACAGAUAUACUCAAUCCUGGUUUGACGGCUAUUGUUCUUCACACAUUGGCUGCAACAGACAAAUUGGAUUCAUUAUGGACUGGCAGUGCUAAUCAAGUCAUUGAAAGGUUCUAUGGGUCCACUGAUGGUGUGUUUAGAAUGUAUCCAGGUUCACCUUUGGUUAACACAUUUGAUCACAGAGAGACAGACUGGUACAAAAGAAGUGUAGCAUUUCCAAAGACAACAAUGUAUCACUAUGGGAAGUUAAGCAUUCGAAACACAAACAAUGUCAUAAUAAUCAGCAGGGCAAUCGGUAUGAAGCGCCUGCAAGGGGUGGUUGGAAUGACAGUUACUCCAAGAUUUCUACUGUCACAGCUUCUUAACACUGUCAAGGACUGUUCUGGGAAUGACCUUAAAUGUCAUGUUGUUGACAGCACAGGGAGAAUAUUUGAUGCACUUAAUCCUGGCUCAGAAGGACAGUUAACAAAGAUGUAUCCAUGGUUAACAGCAGAACUAGUUACCAGGAGAAAAAUAAAGCAAGAAUGGUGUACAGGAUUUUCAGAUGGCUUUCAUAAAAUGAUCCUGACUUUGACAGAAGAUGUGACCUCUAACGCUACUGACCGAUGUCUGCAGUUCAGUCUUCACAAGGUCAAGGAUACAAACUUAUUUGUAUUGGUUCUUGGAAGCCGAGAAAAACUCAAAUGUGUGGAGUCUAAUUAUAAGAUAUGUUCAAGUUGCCAAACCUCCAACUUUAAUCCAGUAUAUCAACUGUCAAUCCCAAAGUGUAGAUACUGUCACGUGAACGAGACGAUGACAAGGUGCCAGUGCCAGUGUUACUGUGAUACAGACUUGAAUACAUGUCAUGGACAGUUCAACAUACAUCUACACAACUUUCCUACUCGUUCUUGCUUCUAUACCCCAACCUAUAAGACAGAAUUCAUACCAGAUGCUCCCGGACCAGGCAGCAAUCUUGAUAGAUGUCCAAUACCUUGUGUUGCCAUAGAAGAUUUGGAUGUGUGCAGUGGAUUAGCACACUGUAAGGUCAGCUCCAAUUUUUACCCUACCUGUAUCUGGAAAGAUGAAGAUGAAUUGAAGAUGGUGAAUGUAUCCACCUAUUUUCCAACAACAACUCCACCCAGGCCACCAAUACCUUCUGGUACAGGUGGGCCGAAACCUUCAGUGUCUACAGCAACUGGACCAGUUUCUCUACCACCAAUCCUGACAAGCAACAAGUCACCUUUGUCUCCUUCUGCUGCAAUUUCUCCACCAAACAAGCCACCAACUGCAGGUGUUACUGAAAGCUCAACUUCAAUGAAAUCACCUCCUGGUUUUGUUAGUACCACCAACACUUCCCCUGUAGCACCAGUGAUGACUGGUUCUCUAGUACAUCCUGUGACUGGUUCAGCUGUAAAACCGACUGGUUCUGCAAUAGUGACUGGCUCCAGUACUUCAGUAACAAAGACAAUCCAGUCAGUGCCAACUAAGCAGACAGAAAAGCCGCUUGGAAAUAACUCUAGUGAUGAAGACCAAGGUUUGAGCGGUGGUGCCAUAGCUGCGUUGGUCAUUGGUAUACUUGCUCUUGUGGCUAUUAUUGUGUUUGUUGCAGUGAAGAUGUACAAUAAGAAGUUUAGGAGACCAGGGGCUGAUGAAUCCUCCAAGUACAGAGCAGGUAGCUCUAUGUUUGACAGCACUGUAUUUCUGAGAAGUCUGGACCAAGUUUCAAUCAAUGCUUCAGCUCCAAAUUCAACCAAUGUUCCAUAUCAGGAAAUGGCAAAUUAAGAACAUUUAGUUACAAACUAUUUACAAAGACGUUGAUUUCUUGUCAGUAUUAAGGUAGUUCUGCACGUUUGGAUCGAAAUCUUUUCUACAAUGUAGAAUUUUAUUAAACUCUGAUUUUUCAAAACUUCAGAAAAUACCUAGAAAAUUCAGCAAAUAAAAAAGAUAGGGUCGUGUGCUUGAUAUUUUGCUAGACUGAUUUGAAAAAUUUGGACCUCAUGCAAUAUUUCAUAAUGGGAGUCUACAGGAAAAUCAUAACUUUCAUAACAUUGUCGCGAAUAGAAUUUUUUCUACAAUGUAGAUUUUAAUGAAACUUCCCACGGUUGUUAAUAAAUAUAUGGACUAUGAUUUGGUGAAAGAAAAUGUAUACGUCCGUGUGCUUAUUUUUGAGAUAUUUGACCAUGAUUAAAGUGAACCGGACAUUUCACGCUAAUUUUAACACAUUAUUUUGAAUUUUUAACGUACCGUAUGUUUUAAUAUCAUAUUUUGACUUUAGAAAUAUAGCAACAGUGCCACUGUAAUAAAUUUACUCACAGGUUUCAAUUAAUUCAUAAAAUAAUUUUCAUUUCCGUACGCCCAAUCCAGGCUUUAUUCUACGUUUUCCGGAUAAAUAAUGUUACGCCAUCACUUCCGGUUUUUCAAACGUGCAGAACUACCUUAAAUGAAGCUCAUUGUGAUUUUUUUUUUCAACUCUUGAUCGUAGUAUGACUAUAGACAAUGUGAAAUCUUUGAGCCAAUAAAAAAAUCUUGAAUCUUAACUGAUAGCAGAUUGCUAUUUAGAUUAUAUAUUUCUAUUAUUCAGGAUGAUUAUAGUUGUAUUGUUUGAUAGUGUUUAUAAUGGUAGUGAUUUUCACAGUUGUUUCUCAGAUGUAAUUUGCAAUAAUAAAGAUAUAGUAAGUAUAUUUCAUCAAUAGUGACUGUUUGAAAAAAAAGAUUUAAUAAUAAAACAUAUAUGAUU